AUGGCUCAGAAAUGGGCAGUUCUGGCUGUGCUCCUUUUCUUGCCAAUCAAUCUGGUUGAAGCUCACAACUGGGUGAGUGUGGAGAUUGGCCGUGAAGCUGUGCUGAGUUGCCCCAACAUCUCCAACGUGCCUUCGCUGCUGGUGACGUGGAGGAGGAAUUGCAGAAGCUGCUGCUUCUUGUCCUAUAGAAGGGAUCACAAUGAGACAAGCAGGCUGAACUGCAGUGAGAGGAUCACAUGGAAAUAUUCACCUGGCAGAGACCCUGCACUUCGUAUUUACCCUGUGGACCUCGGGGAUGAGGGAAUUUACACCUGUGAAUUUGCCAACACUGAAGGGAAUUUUCAUUUUCUCUCUCCUCUGACUGUGAUAGUCCCUCCUACGGUGACUCUGACCCAUGAUAAGAGCAGGGUGGCUGUGUGCCAGGCAUCUGCAGGAAAGCCAGCUGCUGACAUCUCCUGGAUCCCUGCAAGCAAUCACAGCUCUGAGGAAGAAUUCCGUCACCCCAAUGGAACAGUGACCAGAGUGAGCUACUUUGGCUGGGCCAACAGCUCAUUUCCCUCUGUCACCUGCCUGGUCACCCACGCAGCCAUGAACCAGACUCUGGUCAUGGACCUGAGAUACACCUCCCGUAGGCUUCUCUACAUCCUGACAGGAGCAGCUGCAGGUACCAUUGCUGUCAUUGGUCUGACUUUAUGCUUGAUUUUCAGGCACAGAGCUUGCUGCUUACGUAAACGGGCACAGGGCCCAGCAGAACACUCUACAGCUAGAGCCUCGAAGUUCUCACCUCCACGUGCAACAAGAGCAACAGUCAGUCCUCCUGACUUUCCAGAGAGCAUCUAUGUGAAUUGCAAGCCAAGAUCUAUUUAUAUAACCUUAUAA
This is a messenger RNA of Camarhynchus parvulus, 879 nucleotides long. RefSeq names its product cell surface glycoprotein CD200 receptor 1-B-like. Gene Ontology annotation, cellular component: external side of plasma membrane. The coding region runs from base 1 to 879 and encodes 292 amino acids. Gene Ontology annotation, biological process: regulation of neuroinflammatory response. Gene Ontology annotation, molecular function: signaling receptor activity. NCBI's taxonomy places the organism in Eukaryota, Metazoa, Chordata, Aves, Passeriformes, Thraupidae. The record is from RefSeq and is a predicted model, not a curated record. The transcript has 6 exons.